Messenger RNA from Zychaea mexicana, 2204 nucleotides. RefSeq lists its product as uncharacterized. The transcript is spliced from 2 exons. The coding region runs from base 436 to 1794 and encodes 452 amino acids. Gene Ontology annotation, biological process: lipid metabolic process. The record is from RefSeq and is a predicted model, not a curated record. NCBI's taxonomy places the organism in Eukaryota, Fungi, Mucoromycota, Mucoromycetes, Mucorales, Lichtheimiaceae.
UUACUAUACACGUAUUACUUUGCAGCUUAUAUCAUCAUACUUCCCUUGGAAGACCUUUGUUCAAUCAUAUCAUAUUGGAAGAAAAGUAGUGUAUAUUGUAUCUUGCUUUCCUGACGUCUUUAGUAUGCCCGAUCGAAUCUUAGUGAUAUGUUGUGAUGCCAAUGAUGGUAAUGCUGGUGUAUCUCAUCACCGUUUAGCAAAGUAGUAUACCAUCUAAAUACUAAUCCAUGUUGUAAGCCAAGGCUGGAAACGCUUGGCGCCCAGGAAACGUUUUGUUUGUGAACGAUGAUGUAAGUUCGUGUAAUGUAUAAUUUACUGUUGGAUGACCGAUCAUUCACCUCAUAUGCCCUCUGCAGGGACACGCGCAAAUGCGAUCUAAUCGUAUUAGCAUCUCCACUUAUCCGAAGGUGAAUCAGGGCACUGCACACAGUCUGCAUGCAAAGCACGCAGAAAGCAAAGUGUUUUUGGCAAGGAAUAGUUCCUCUUUGUCCACACGUCCUUCCAUUCCCUUCCCUCUCCCCCUUUCUCUCCAAUCACCACAAUUACCUCUUCUCCUUCGUUUUUUCCUAUACAUAUUUUAAGAAUCAUAUCGACAUGCCCUUAUAUAUACCACUUGGAGCUGCCAAGCCAUGGGUCGACAUAUUGCUCCCUCAGCCGAUCGUGUUGACGUUCGACCAAAUAAUACCCUUUUACCUUGUACUCCUCUCCAUAGAUUAUACAAUGUUGCGCAAAGAAAGCCUAAUACCGUUGACGCCCGUGCAAUUUCGUGUCAUUUUGGGAUUGGUCCAUGCCGCAAUCCCCUUGUACAUUGUGUCAACGAGCGUGGUGGCCAAUCUGUUUUUUGCAGCGAUUCCCUGGUUUUUUGUGUCGUAUGGUGCGUCGCUUCCGUUGGAACGUAUCACACUGUGUGAAGCAUAUCGUGUUUUCAUGGCUGUCGUGACCGACCAUAAACGUACUAUUCCUGUUGCUGCUGUCGGUGGUAAUGAAGUGGCUCACCAACAACAGCAGAAGCAACAGCGUGCAGCACAAAAUCGGUGGCAUGGUGUUAUCAAGGUGGCACGUGGUACAAGCAAGUUGAUUUUCCUCCAUCAAUGCAUCGAGCCCUGGCUUCCCGCAAACAAUGCAUACAUUCUUUCUUUGCCCUGGUUCGACUGGAGAAGCCUGACACUGACCAUGCUGUACGGUACCAAGGGGUAUUGCUUUCUUGGCAUAGUGGAUAUUGGAAUGGGCUUGGAAGAGCUCGUGCUUGCCGAACCUAUGAUCGACCUUUUCAAUUCGCCUAUUAUAUCAUCAAGUCCAAGGGAUUUCUGGAGUCGAAGAUGGAACAGGGCAGUUAGAAACCUUCUUCAUCGUAUCGUUUUCAUGCGAGGCAAGAAUGAUGGUUGCACCAGCGUGAUGGAUGGCAAGAAAAAGAAAAAACAACAUGAUAUGAAGAAGAAGGACAGCAAUAAUACAUUAUUAGCAGUGGGUUCAAGAAACAUAAUGGGUUUCAUGGCUUUUGUCGUAAGCGGUGUCUUCCACGAGCUUAUAAUUGCUUCCAUGUUCAGAAGAUUCACGCUCGAAAAUCUCGUCUUUUUCACGUUGCAUGGCGUUGCGGUCUGGAUACAACUAACCGUGCGCGACUGGGCGAAAUGGUCAAAGGAUGAACCACACGGCGCAUCAAGGCUCAUCUGCGUUGCCCUUCAUUUGAUGUUUCUUGCGGUAACAGGACGUUUCUUCCUUGCACCCUACUUGCGAUAUUACUGCUCGGGUUGCUCGCCUAUUGAUCUUUAUAAAAACAGUACAACAUAUUAACUAUAUCAGCAUGCAGACAUAGCUCUUCAGUAGCGCUAUUGUAUGAUACUAGAUCGCAUAUGCAUAAUAAGCACACAUGGCUCAUAAUAGAAAAAUAGUCUUUUUUAAUUACUGUAAUAAUCUAAUACAAACGAGUACGUGAGGGUCGAUGAUGUGUAACGAACAAUUAGCCUACUACGUUUUAGCGUCGUUGGAUCCGGUGUCGAGCAACUAUUUGAAUGAUCUGGGCAUGACGAUCGCUGCUAUUGAUGCUGCUGCUGUAAGGGAUCUGGUGAAUGCACAUUCGCCAUUGUACAGAGCCAUUGUAUCAUUCUAGCACCCUUCAUCUCAAUUCUCCACCAAGUGCAGCCCGUUAACAACGAAGAGAAAGAUAGAAUGCGACAUGCAGACGCAUAGAGAGCAAUUCUAAA